Messenger RNA from Geodia barretti, 450 nucleotides. Lineage: Eukaryota; Metazoa; Porifera; Demospongiae; Tetractinellida; Geodiidae. The record is from the annotation of a GenBank genome assembly.
AUGAUCCAGAGCGCCGUUGUGCAGCAGCUUCGCCAGGGAGGCGUGCGCGUGACGCCCCAGCGCCUGGCCAUCGCCGAGGCGGUGCUCAACUCCACCGACCACCCCACGGUCCAGCAGAUCCACGAGCGCGUCCAGCAGCAUUUCCCUUCAAUGACGCUGGCCACCGUCUAUUCGACACUUGGCGUGCUCUCAAAGAGCGGUUUGAUCCAGGAACUGCCUUUUGCCAAGCAGUCCCGCUACGAGAGCAACGUCUCCCCCCACGUGAAUUUGGUCUGCAUCGGGUGCGGAAACAUCGCCGACGCCGAUGACAGCAGUGACAUCAUCAUCCGGCUGCGUGAUCAGGUUUCCAACGAAACCCGCUUCCAGGUCAUGUGGCAACGUGUCGAUUUCCAUGGCUGGUGCCGAACCUGCCAGGCCGCCAUCGAGCCCGCCGCCGCGGCCGGGCAGUAG